UGUGCGUCCUCUACACCCAGGGACCGGACACCAAGCAGUGGCGGGAGUUUGGCCGCACUGAGGUCAUCGACAACUCCUUGAACCCCGACUUCGUGCGCAAGUUCGUGCUCGAUUACUUCUUCGAGGAGAAGCAGAACCUGCGCUUCGACCUGUACGAUGUGGACUCCAAAAGUCCCGACCUCUCCAAGCACGACUUCCUGGGCCAGGCCUUCUGCACGCUGGGCGAAAUCGUGGGCUCGGCCGGCAGCCGCCUGGAGAAGCCUCUGACGAUGGGGAUGGUCACCGCGCACCCCCGCAGCAGGAAGCCAGCUCCCGCCAUGUCCAAUGGGGGUAUCCCGGGAAAGAAGUGCGGCACCAUCAUCCUCUUGGCCGAGGAGCUGGGAAACUGCAGGGACGUGGCCACGCUGCAGUUCUGUGCCAACAAACUGGACAAGAAGGAUUUCUUCGGCAAAUCCGACCCCUUCAUGGUCUUCUACCGCAGCAACGAGGACGGGACCUUCACCAUCUGCCACAAAACGGAGGUGAUGAGGAACACGCUGAACCCCGUCUGGCCGGCCUUCGCCAUCCCGGUGCGCGCCCUCUGCAACGGCGACUACGACCGAGCCAUCAAGGUGGAGGUGUACGACUGGGACCGUGAUGGCAGCCACGACUUCAUUGGCGAGUUCACCACCAGCUACAGGGAGCUGGCGCGGGGGCAGAGCCAGUUCAACGUCUACGAGGUGGUGAACCCCCGGAAGAAGAUGAAGAAGAAGAAGUACCUGAACUCGGGGACGGUGACACUGCUGUCCUUCGCCGUGGAGUCCGACCACACGUUCCUGGACUACAUCCGGGGCGGGACCCAAAUCAACUUCACGGUGGCCAUCGACUUCACGGCGUCCAACGGCAACCCCUCACAGUCCACCUCGCUGCACUACCUGAGCCCCUACCAGCUCAACGCCUACACCAUGGCGCUGAGGGCGGUGGGCGAGAUCAUCCAGGACUACGACAGCGACAAGAUGUUCCCCGCGCUCGGCUUCGGCGCCAAGAUCCCCCCGGACGGACGCGUGUCCCACGAGUUCCCAUUGAACGGCGACGCGGCCAACCCGUCGUGCAGCGGCAUCGAGGGCAUCCUGGAGGCGUACCACCGCAGCCUGCGCAGCGUCCAGCUCUACGGCCCCACCAACUUCGCCCCUGUGGUCAACCACGUGGCCCGCUCGGCCGCGGCCGUGCCGGACGGAUCGCAGUACUUCGUGCUGCUCAUCAUCACCGAUGGGGUCAUCUCGGACAUGGCGCAGACCAAGGAGGCCAUCGUCAAC
Molecule: messenger RNA, 1295 nt
Organism: Numida meleagris (helmeted guineafowl)
Lineage: Eukaryota; Metazoa; Chordata; Aves; Galliformes; Numididae
Gene: CPNE5
Product: copine 5
Biological process (GO): cellular response to calcium ion
Cellular component (GO): plasma membrane
Molecular function (GO): calcium-dependent phospholipid binding
Source: RefSeq, a predicted model, not a curated record